GGUUAGUUACGGGCGCCAUUUUGAGGGACCCGUAGGAGCGUCCAGUCGUCGUUUCAUUUAAAGGGAGCUCUUAGUGAGCGUCAUUAUAUACAUUAUUAUCAUCUAGUGCGUAAUUCGAAUAAACGAGCCAGUAGAGCCGAUAUCAGUGGUAGGAAUCGUGUUGGUUCUGUAACUGUUUCGUGAACUAUACAUUUUGUAAACAAAGCGAGCGAAAGAAUAACGACCGGAGGUCAAACGAGGCCUAGCUAACAAGUAAAGGGGAAACAACGAUCGUUUGGGACCCUCUUCAAAGCAGAACCACUGCACCGAGGCGAUAUAAGGAAACUGUCUGUAUCCAAUUCGUAACAGGCGUAGUCAUCAUAAUAAACUACACAUGGGUGACUCCAACAUGGCAGACGAUUUUGAUAUCGAAGCUAUGCUUGAAGCGCCUUAUAAAAAGGAUGAGAUCAAGUCCAGUAGUGCCAACGGCCAUGAAGAGCGUAGUAAGAAGAAAAAGCGGAGUAGGAGUCGCAGUCGAAGCCGCGACAAACGGAGAAGCAAGAGUCGCGAUCAUAAAAAAAACAAAGAGCAGAAGCGCAGCCGAAGUCGCGAGCGAAAGCGCAGCCGCAGCCGUGAAAGACGGCGUAGUCGCUCUCGGAGCCGGGAGCGCGGCGGCCGAUACAGAGCCCGCAGGAGCCCCUUUUCGGGGCCAAAAUUUAACGGUGGUGCCAGGGGGAAGAUCGGCCCACCACCUGCCAUCAAACUAAGCCGGAGACGUUCCAGGAGCAGAAGCCCCUUCAGGAAAGAUAAGAGUCCAAUACGGGAGCCAAUUGACAACCUCACCCCAGAAGAGAGGGAUGCGCGCACAGUUUUCUGCAUGCAGCUGGCUGCACGGAUUAGACCUCGUGACCUGGAGGAGUUCUUCUCUGCUGUUGGGAAAGUGAGAGAUGUGAGGAUGAUUUCUGACCGCAACUCCAGAAGAUCAAAGGGGAUUGCUUAUAUUGAAUUUGUUGAAGCUAAUUCUGUACCUCUGGCGAUUGGUCUGACUGGCCAGAAGCUCCUGGGGGUGCCUAUCAUCGUGCAGGCAUCACAGGCUGAGAAGAACCGGGCUGCUGCGAUGUCCAACAACCUGCAGAAGGGUAACGCCGGGCCCAUGAGGCUUUAUGUGGGCUCCUUGCAUUUCAAUAUCACAGAAGACAUGCUGCGGGGGAUCUUCGAGCCUUUUGGUCGGAUCGAGAGCAUCCAGCUGAUGAUGGACAGUGAAACUGGAAGAUCCAAGGGAUAUGGAUUUAUCACUUUUGCAGAUGCUGAAUGUGCUAAAAAGGCUUUAGAACAGUUGAAUGGCUUCGAGUUGGCUGGCCGACCAAUGAAAGUGGGUCAUGUGACUGAACGUACUGAUGCGUCAACUGCCAGCUCCUUCCUGGACAGCGAUGAGCUUGAGAGGACUGGUAUUGACCUGGGAACCACUGGGCGCCUGCAACUGAUGGCCAGACUAGCUGAAGGUACAGGCUUACAGAUUCCUCCAGCUGCCCAGCAGGCCCUGCAGAUGAGUGGCUCUAUUCCAUUUGGUGCCAUGGCGUCUGUAUCUGAUUUGCAAGCAAGGUUGACUCAACCCACUGAAGCUGCCAUCAACCCGGCACUGAACAUAAACCUGAACCUGAAUGUGAACACUGCUCUGAACCUGCCAACACAGCCACUGGCCACGCAGUGCUUCCAGCUUUCCAACAUGUUCAACCCUCAGUCUGAAGAUGAACCAGGCUGGGACAUUGAAAUUCAAGAUGAUGUCAUCGAAGAAUGCAACAAACAUGGUGGGGUUGUACAUGUUUACGUCGACAAGAAUUCAUCUCAAGGUAAUGUGUAUGUGAAAUGCCCCACCAUCCCCGCUGCCAUGGCGGCUGUGAAUGCUUUACACGGCAGAUGGUUUGCAGGAAAUAUGAUAACGGCAGCCUAUGUUCCUCUGCCAACCUACCACAAUCUCUUCCCAGACUCUGUGGUGGCUACUCAGCUCCUGAUGCCGGCUCGGCGAUGAUUUGGCAAAGUGAGGCAUUGUUUGUACUGUAUAUAAAUAUACCCCCAUCCUUUUUUCGACAGUUGGGCUUUUACUGAGCUUGGAUCAGCUUUCAAGUUCUGAGUAGCAAAUAACGGCAAUUUUUCUCCAUAGUUUUUACUAACAGGAGAAUUUUGGCCUUCCUUUCCCACUCAGCCUGUGUCCUGUUUUGUGGAGAUUUUCUAAUUUUUGGCAGAAGCCAGGCUUAAUUUGCAACUACAUCAAAGAUAAACAUUGUGAGGUUUUGACUUGUAUAAUAAAGGCACAGUAGUUUUAAGUAUUCCUCGUCUGUUCUUGCCAUUGACAGUUUUGACAUUGCUUGUAAAUUUGUUGUACAUACAGUUGUCUUGUGCUUUUCAGCUUUGGCAUUUCCCCCCCUCUUCUCCCCGCCCCCCCUCACAACUUGUGCUCAAUAAAUAAAAAAAAAAAAAGAGGAGCGAGAACAUUGUAAUUUGUUGUCCAUCUGAAUAUUCAAUGUUUAAGCUCUAUGAGCUCGAAUCUUUAGUGACGAUUUAUUUGUGCUCAUUCAAAAACCACUUGGUAUUUCUAAAUCUUUUGUAAUCAAGGUUUGAUUUUUGUAAAGAACUUGAUUAAAAUUUAUUUCAAAUAAAGUU
Paramormyrops kingsleyae is the source of this 2640-nucleotide messenger RNA. RefSeq names its product RNA binding motif protein 39a (gene rbm39a). Gene Ontology annotation, cellular component: nucleus. The record is from RefSeq and is a predicted model, not a curated record. Gene Ontology annotation, biological process: mRNA processing. Gene Ontology annotation, molecular function: RNA binding. Lineage: Eukaryota; Metazoa; Chordata; Actinopteri; Osteoglossiformes; Mormyridae.